Leucoraja erinaceus (little skate) is the source of this 7629-nucleotide messenger RNA. RefSeq names its product homeodomain-interacting protein kinase 3-like. The record is from RefSeq and is a predicted model, not a curated record. Gene Ontology annotation, biological process: peptidyl-serine phosphorylation; peptidyl-threonine phosphorylation. The transcript is spliced from 17 exons. Gene Ontology annotation, cellular component: PML body; cytoplasm; nucleus. The coding region runs from base 406 to 4056 and encodes 1216 amino acids. Gene Ontology annotation, molecular function: ATP binding; protein tyrosine kinase activity; protein serine/threonine kinase activity. NCBI's taxonomy places the organism in Eukaryota, Metazoa, Chordata, Chondrichthyes, Rajiformes, Rajidae.
ACUGAAAAGCUGGCUGUUUGUCAGCUCUCGGGCGCUCGUGGGAAUGUCCGUGGCGGUGGAAGAAGGGGCUCGGUGGGGAGUGCGGUGAUUCUGGAGACUGAGGCGAACUCCGGGAUCCCGAUCAGACCUGUUCCACCUCGUCCCUGAAAAUGAGUCUUUCUUUUCUCGUAAACUCGCAUAGAACGUUCCAGAAAGAAACACAAGUCCGAGUUAGAUCAGCCAGCAGGUAGAUUUACAAUCUGGUGGUGUGCCAGUCAUUGGUAAUUUGUGGAUCUUUCCGAUGCCUGGAUAUCAGCAAGCACGGAGAAAGCUGCUCUCGUGCUGUCGCACGGAGAGCUCUGAGGAACCACUUGUUAAUCGGAGCCAAAAGACUUCUAGUGAGACACUGGGUGCGCUAGAAAAACCAUGUUUAUCCGAAUGGACCACUUUGGUAUGGCCUCACAAGUUUUGGUCUGCCCACCACAGAUUUAUCAAACUCAGACAAGUGCCUUUUGUAGUGUGAAGAAACUGAAAGUUGAGCCAAGUAGUUGUGUGUACCAUGAGAGAACUUAUCCACGGACUUACAUAAACGGACGCAACCUCGGCAUUGGCCACCCACCACACGUGGCCGCCUCUUCCUUUCAGCUGAAGAACUCCACCGGCAGACCUUGCGGACAUAACAUUUUGGUGGCAGCGAGUGCCAUUGCAUUGGACCCGUUGUGUACCGCUGGGGUCUCGGCAGCGCAGGCGCCGCAGCGCCCCCUGGCGGUGGCACCACAGGGCGAGAGGCCGGGAGGCAGUCUGACCUUGCUGGAGAGCUACCAGCGAUGCGGACUGAAGAGAAAAAGUGAGGAGCUCGACAACCGAGGUAGCGCCAUGCAGAUUGUGGAUGAGCUGUCAAUAAUGCCGGCGAUGAUGCAAGCGGGUGUGGGGAACCCCGUCUCUGUGGUGACCACCGCCUCGAAGCAGAACAGUGCCAGUGGCGAUGGAGACUACCAUCUGAUGCAACAUGAAGUGCUGUGUUCGAUGAAGAACACCUACGAGGUCCUCGACUUCCUGGGCCGUGGGACCUUUGGCCAGGUGGUGAAAUGUUGGAAGAGGGGUACGAAUGAGAUUGUGGCGAUAAAAAUCUUGAAAAACCACCCCUCCUAUGCACGGCAGGGGCAAAUCGAAGUUGGCAUCUUGGCACAGUUGAGCAACGAAAACGCAGACGAGUUUAACUUUGUGCGUGCCUACGAGUGCUUUCAGCACCGAAAUCAUACAUGUUUGGUAUUUGAGAUGUUGGAGCAGAAUUUAUAUGACUUUCUAAAGCAGAACAAGUUUAGUCCCUUGCCCCUAAAAGUGAUCAGGCCAAUCUUGCAGCAAGUGGCCACUGCACUGAAUAAACUAAAGAGCCUUGGUUUAAUCCAUGCGGACCUCAAACCAGAGAAUAUCAUGCUGGUCGAUCCCAUUCGGCAGCCUUACAGGGUUAAAGUGAUUGACUUUGGGUCGGCCAGCCAUGUGUCCAAAGCCGUAUGUUCUACGUAUUUGCAGUCGAGGUAUUACAGAGCGCCAGAGAUUAUUUUGGGUUUGCCAUUUUGUGAAGCCAUAGAUAUGUGGUCAUUGGGGUGUGUGAUUGCUGAGCUAUUUCUUGGAUGGCCUUUAUACCCAGGAGCACUGGAAUAUGACCAGAUACGUUAUAUUUCUCAAACACAAGGGUUACCAGGAGAUCAUUUAUUAAACGUUGGGACAAAGACAACGCGGUUCUUCUCCAGAGACAUCGACUCAACAUAUUCAGGGUGGAAAAUGAAGACUCCGGAAGAACAUGAAACAGAAACAGGGAUGAAAUCGAAGGAAGCCAGAAAGUAUAUCUUUGGUAGUUUGGAUGAUAUAGCGCAUGUGAACGUGGUGAUGGAUUUGGAGGGAAGUGACCUGCAGGCGGAGAAGGCAGAUCGCAUGGAGUUUGUCAGUCUGUUGAAGAAGAUGUUGCUGAUCGAUGCUGACAAGAGGAUCACUCCAGUAGAGGCUAUGAGCCACCCCUUUAUAGCCAUGCAGCACCUACUGGACUUUCCACACAGCAACCACGUCAAGUCCUGUUUCCACAUAAUGGAUGUCUGCAGGUGGAGGCCGAGCUUGUACGAUGUGAUCAACCGCAAUAAGAUGCCAUUCAUGAGACCAGUUGCCUCAAAUAAUGCCGCUAACCUGACCGUGGCUUUUAAUAAACUAGGCUCAGUACACAGCCAGCAUUUACCACCAUCUGGAGCUUCCCUAAUGCACCACGGGAUACCAAUGCAGCCAGGGGCUGCGCAGUUUGGGUGCAACGAAUCUUUCCAACAGACCCUCAUCCUGUGCCCACCCACAAUCCAAGCAGGCAUCGCAACCAAUCCAGGUAAACGCACAGGAUUUUCCAUUCGGAUGGACAGUGCAGUGCCUCUUGUGACCCAGGCUCCCACGAUGCAGCCGCUGCAGCUGCGGCCUGGAGUAUUGACGCAGGCUUGGUCCAGCAGAAGCCAACAGAUACUGGUUCCCACCUGGCAUCAGGUCACGGCAGUCGCGCCCUCCACCACAUCAUUGCAGACUGACUCUGUGGCUGGCUCACAGAGAAUGGGCGACUGGGGGAAGAUACGUGCCCCGGGCAACCGUUACAAUUCCACGUUACCGCAACAUCUCCUGACUAAUCAAAUGGCACUGUCGGGCACUCAGCCCAUCAACGUGGGUAUAGCUCAGGUGGUCUGGACCCACCCCUGUGCCAACAACAAGAAGAGGAACAGGCACUGUCAAAGGAGGAGCAAUAUAUCGUCACAGAGCGGCCUGCAGGACAUGACGCCGGCCUCCCCAAAGACCACCCAGAGCCCAAAGAGCAGCGGAACAGGGGGCUGCCCCGUGGCACGGGACAAUCAGAACGGAAAAGGCGACAGGGGCUUCUGCUGCCCGGACAGCGUGGGCCAGGAUCUGGACGGCAACCUGAUCGUCAACCAGCAACGGCAGACCAUCAUCAUCGCCGACUCGCCCAGCCCUGCCGUCAGCGUCAUCACCAUCAGCAGCGACACGGACGACGACGAGGCGUCUCAGAGCCACUCACCGGGAGAUUGUAAAGGCAGCUUGGACUGCGAAGCUUGCCAGAGCACGCUGAACAUCGACCGGGUGUGUUCGUUAAGUAGUCCCGACAGCACCCUGAGCACCAGUUCAUCCAAUUCUGCGCAUUCCAGCCCGUCUCCCUGCAAGAGGCCAAACAGCAUGUCGGAGGAUGAGCAGGAAAGUGGCUGCGACGCCGCAGAUGGUUCGCCGGCCACCGAUUCGUCCGGCCACACCGAGAGCCCCAGCCUGCAGGAGCGCUUGCUGCAGGACGCUGCCAACCAGAACACCAGCGCCCUGGCCUCCAAACCGGCGGACGGCAGCAAGGCCACCGUGCGCACCAUGGUGGUGCCGCCCAUGAGGGUGCAGAACGGCAAUUCCAUCUCCGUGACCGACUUCAGCGAGCGGGUCUCAAAUACAGAUACAGUGAGGCGGUCAGCGGCAAAGGGCUCUUCAGCUCCUGGAAGAAUAAACCAUCCCUCAGCUGCAGGGAUUCGCCAGCAGAAGUCUGUAUCAGCAUUCCAACAGCAGCCCAUGAAUUUUGGUCAGGUCCAGCCCUACGGAUCGAUGCCUCAGGAAUGGAACGGCAACUAUGGACACCGGAGACAGGCCUUCAUCGGGCCCACCAUCACCAGCCACCCGUUCUCCCUGGCGCAGGGGAGCCCGAACCAACCGGCGGCCCACGGGCACCUGGCGGGGACGGCGCACCUCGGGGGCCAGCCCGCCAUCUUGUCCUACCCUCCGUCAGUGGCGCUGGGCACCUCCGGCCCGGUGGCCCACCUACUGGCCUCCCCCGGCACGACGAGACCGGUGAUGCAGCCAGCGGCCUACAGUAUCUCUCACCACAGCGGCCUGCUCCACCAAGUCCCCCUCGGCCUGGCCCCCCGCCGGCUUCCCUCCCCAGCCAUUCACCAAAGCCACUACAAGCCGGUGUUCCACCCUCACUCCUACAUCGCAGCCUCUCCUGUCUACGCCGGAUUCCCCCUCAGCCCCACAAAACUCAGCCAGUACCCUUAUAUUUGAAGAUUACAGAACAAAGCAGAAAGCAAACCAAUCUCUGGUCCAGUCAUGUAAAGCAUCUGGAAUCGAAGGAACACGUUACCAAUUAAAGAAAAAUUCCAAGUCGUGGCACAAGAAAGUCAAUUUCUUUGCGUUUUUGUUAAAUCAUGGUUUAAAAACAAAGGUGCAUAAACGAGAAAGCCAAGCUUUGAAUCGAACCCACUUUGAAUGUGUCUUUUGCACACUCGACGAUAUAACUCUUAACAGCCCGAGCUCCAAGAAUGUGUCUCAAUCCCAACUGGUGCGGAGCAUGGGGGCGAAAGAGAGAGAGAGAGAGCUCUCUACACUUUGCAUUGCCUUGUGUACAGUGCAAGACACACACACACACACACACACCUGUGAAGCCAUGCUUUCCACCCUGACUGUACAACAGGCUUCACUCGACGCCUGCCAUGUGUGGUGUACAUGCUAAUAUAUUUGUGGUUCUCUCACACCCCCACUGCCCCUAUCUCCCACUGUGUCUUCAAUGUGUGUUCAGUGUUGAGUCAUUAACCGAUAGGGGCGGGGGGAAUGAUUCUCUGCACAUCUGCAUGUGUUUUGCAUGGGCAAGCGUUGCCUAAAGUUGGGAUUUUUCCUCUCUUCAGUGUCAUCAUUAAUGAUGGUUUCCACACCUAGUGCCUUAAAUAUUUUGAGGUUGUUAAUGUUACUACUAUGUCAUGGACUGUAGCACUUAAAAAUCUUAUCUAAUCCAGUGAUUGGGGGAAAUAUAUACAAGCAGGGAAAAGGGGGUAUGUGGGAGGGGGGGGGGGUUAACACGUUAGAUGUUGGGGUUUGGUGUGACGUAUGCUUAUGUAAUCUUUUGAGGAGUGGGCAGUUGUUUUUCUUUGUACCUCACAGCCAUCGGGCCCACCCUAUUAUCUCUCUUUUCUCAAUGGUUUGAGAAUACCUUUGAAGCAUACAGCGGAAGCAUACGGAAUUGGCUGAGGCAAUUUGAUCACUGGUUUCUACUUAAGGUUCAACUCGUAAUAUUAAACAGUGUUUAUACUGUCAGAAUAAAAAUAAUAAUCUGCAAUACAAUCCAAAUAGUGUGUGUGUGUGUGUGUGUGCGCGUUGCGUGUGUGUGUGUGUGUGCGCGUGCGUGUGAGAGAGUGAGUGACUUUUUAAAUAAAAGAUGUUUGCGGUUCAUGGUAUUUAGUGAAAUGACUAGACUUAAGGUGGCAUGGCUUUGAUUAGAAAUCUGAAAACAAAGAUGCAAUUCAUUAUACUCAAUGCCUCAUGUUGUGGUUACACAUUAGCUUAAGCAGUUCAUGCAGUAUUUGAUAUAUGUAGUAAUAUAAUAAUUAGUACUGAAGCUUGAUGAGGUGCAAGUUAAUUGUGUGCAAUGUUCUCAUUUAUUGCAUGUGGCAAAUUUACCCACUUCCUUUUAUCUCUUUUCCAGGGGGGGUCAUUUUGGGGAUUUGGGGGUGAGUUUGCGUUUUAUUUUUGAAGCUCGUUUUUAUGUGUCCACCCGCUUAUUUUUAUACAUUCCGUCAGGGAAGAAGAAAAUAAACCGACACACUUCUACGUGUUCUCGCAGUCAGUCGGCGUGUGUUGUGGCGAGAGAGAUGAAGUUGCUUUGCGCAACACCAAAGACAUUUUCCUGUCAUCCCCAUUUCCUCAGCAAAAUUCGCUACACUGCAUAGACCUCAAUACGGGGAAAAAAACACUCAAAACGAGAAAAAAAAAAAGUGCGUGGCUAAGGAGAGUGAAUUUACAAAAUCUAUUUAAAAAAAUCAACUUUUUUUAACGAAAAAAAAACAUGAUUAAAAAAAAAAACGUUUGAGGUUAUGUUUUAGCUCUUGGGGCAAGUUAUAAAUUGUGUCAUUUAUCUUGAAUGUAUCAUAAAUAAGCUGCUAAUUAAUGAUUGCCACUUCAGAUAGCUGUGAACUAGGUGAUUAUUAACUUUCUUAGCCUUCUCAUUUCUGUAAGUCUAAUUACAUUAAGUAGAAAUGGGUUUUUGAUUAAUUUGGCGUUAAUGUUUGGAGUGUCUUUGUAACUACUGUAUUGUAAAUGAUGAAACUUAAUUGCUUUCUGUUUUUAUUUUGGGUGUGUGUUUGGCAUCAGUAUUUUAACCUCAGUUUGAGCUCAUCUCUGCAUAUAAAUGGAUGUAUUGAUGUAACUUGAUUUUCAUGUUUUUUCAUAUUGGCAUUGUGUUAGUGAAUCUGAAUUACUGUAGCUUGCAGAAUUGACUUAACUUUUUAAAUGAAUUGUUUGACGCUAACAGAUCGCCACUGCAAUCUACAGAAUGCUUUAAUGGCACCGAAUCUCUGCAAUUUUGACAUAAAUAGGUGUUGAAAGAGAAAAAAAAAUGCAGAUCCUAAAAUAUUUCUAAAAACAGCACCAGUUUGAGUUUAAUAAGCUAAUUUGGGGAUUAUCCUUGGUGGUGAGGCUGCUGUUGGUUUCUCGUGUUAAUCAGUAAAGAGCAGUGUUUUAUUUAAUAUCAGCCUUUAGUCAUAGCCAAGGGGGACAAUGUGCCUAAAAUGCAAAAGGCUCUUAAACCGCAGAGCAGUUGUACAGUUAAGUCACAUUUAUAUCGUACCUCUUGUGAGAUUUGGUGCUUUCUAGCAUAGUUCUAUUUUUGUCAACAGACACCACAUGUUUGUAAAAAAAAAAAUAUCACAAAAGAACUCUAAAUGUGGGACGGGAUAUGUGGGAGGAAAUAGCUGGCACGGUUUGGAAAGGCCUUUGCUCUGUCCAACGACAACGGUCGUCAAAGCCAGAGUAUUCCAACAAAAGUGUUGCGUUGAAAUCUUCUCGUCAGCUCUGCACGUUGGUAGAUGCCUUAAAGUCAUUCUUAAAUAAGACACUGUGAAAACGCGGGGAUCGAAGGAGGCGGGAGGGGCAGGCAAACUACAUUUUAAAUCCACGAUUUAUUUCACGUGCAGAUUGUUUUUAAUUCCUUUUUAGCCUUUUCACUUACUAAGCGAAAUCAAGGUCCUUAUGCAAUCAAACAGUUUCUCCAAAGAAAAUGUAUGCCUCAGCUAUUUUAGUUUUAACGGCUUUGAGCCAAAGGGGAUAUCAGUAAGGGGAGGGGGGAGGGGAGCUUGCUAUGGGUUAGAUAUUCAAGGGAGCAGCUAAGUGAGGCUUUUAAUUUACCUCGUGUAGGUCCAUACUCUAUGGUUUACCUGCGUUCUGCCUACUGCAUCAUUCAGUUAGGGUUAAAUCAACGCUGCAUGUUAUGGAAACUUGUUGUUCAGCUUACCCAAAAACUUACACUUGAUUAAUAAGUUGGAACUGUUACUGUUUAAAGAAAUUUGUAGAUUUUUUUGUGGCUGUUUGCUUUUGAUUUUAAUGCUACACUAGUUUGCCAUGUAGCAAUUGCACUGUGCAAUAUUCACAAGACGAGGACUGGGAAAUUUUUAUGGAUGUAUGUCUCUUAAAGUUUGCGUUUAAGUAUUUCUCGCUAGUUCUCAGUGAUUUAAAUGUGACCAAGCCUCGAUACUUUGUCACAUAAAGCGGGUUUUCCAGGUGACUCUUUGGUGAGUGUCAAAAAUAAGAGUUUAUGGUGUAUUAUUGUCGAGAUUCACUUUGAAUUAAAAUAUAUAUUGCUGCAGAAAA